AAAUUGGGUUUUAAUGACCGUAGAAAGUGGAGGACUGCAUGCUUAAAUAAUCCCUUGUUUCUAAGGCUCAAAACAGCCAGCGACCGCCUGUUUUCUUGAUUUUGUCUGCAAGUAGAAAAUGUGUGGAGGAAGCAUCAUAUCAGAGUUUAUAGCCGGCAAAACUAAUGGCCGAAAAACUACUGUCAGAGAUGUAUGGACAGACUUUGACAAGUUUUCUGAGUAUCAUCUGGGUAAAGCUCCUCAUCAGGCACCUUGCCAGAAAGAGGAAGAGGAACGUGUGGUGAAAAAAGUAGUUGAGAAGAAGAGGAAGCCGCAUCAUUUAUAUAGAGGAGUGAGGCAGCGUCCUUCUGGAAAAUGGGCAGCAGAGAUCAGAGACCCCAUUAAGGGAAUUAGAGUUUGGCUGGGAACUUACAACUCAGUGGAAGAUGCUGCAAUUGCCUAUGAUCGUGAGGCUCGAAAGAUCAGAGGAAAAAAGGCCAAGCUCAACUUUCCUGCACAACCCACUACCACCGACAAAUCUACGGACAAGGUGAAUGUCUCUGUUCAAUCCGUAUCAGAUCCAUGGAAAUCUUAUAGCUCUCAGAUAUGCGAGGAAGAAUCUGUGGUGGUUCCUGUUGCAAAUUAUGAAAAGAAAAGAGAGUGGCUCAGCCCUGAAGUGUCUGAAGCAGCAGUGCAUGAGUAUAUGGAGAAUUUGGAGAGGGUUUUGGAAUUGAAACCUCAGAGUGCCACCCCACAGUGCUUCUCUCUGGGUUUUCAUGAUAAUAAUUGUGGGUUGCCUUGUUAUGAAUCACAAGACAUGAUGAGCUCAAGCUCGACUGAUGGGAACAAAACCCAUGAGUCAUUUUGUGAGUCUGAGUCGUCUGUCUCUUUGGAUAGCAUUUUUGAAGAGGUGUGUGAGCGCAGAACUCAAUUGGAAUCUCCCAGAUCUUAUGAAAGCGUGGAGGGUUUGAUUGAAUCGGAGAUGGGUUUGUUUGAGUCCUCAUUUUUUGGGGCAAGGGAGAAUGACUGCCCGGAAGAGACGUGCAUAGGAGGGCUGCCUUUUCUGAAGCGAGAGAAUCAACUCGAUGAGGCAUGGAUUGAAUCUGAGGAAAGUCUGUGGACUGCAAUCUUUUGAAUCCAGGCUUAAUAUGGCCUUAUCUUUGUUGUAUAUUGAACUGGAUAGAGUGUAGAAUAAGUUAUAUCAUGUUCUAAAUGUUUUGAAUUGUUCUUUCAAUUCUGGGGUUUUUUCUUAAAAAGCUGAAGUGACGAAGAAUGAAUGUAUGGACAUUACCAUGGUCUAUUAGGACGUCUAAUUCCUUGCCUCUAUAUUAUUAGCGAAAUGAAAAAACGCCCAGAAAUGAAGGGCUAAAGAUGCAUUAUGCCAAUAUGAAUCGUCAAAUUGGUAUUGUAAUAUGUAAGAAUUGUCAGUCGUGUUACAGAAGAUUGCCAUCAUGGUAGGAGUUUAGACCUUCAAAUUUUUGUUCUUUUUAUGAAUGAAUUAGGGGAAAGGAUUUACUAGUUGA
Molecule: messenger RNA, 1502 nt
Organism: Cryptomeria japonica (Japanese cedar)
Lineage: Eukaryota; Viridiplantae; Streptophyta; Pinopsida; Cupressales; Cupressaceae
Product: ethylene-responsive transcription factor ERF042
Exons: 1
Coding region: 119-1114 (331 amino acids)
Biological process (GO): regulation of DNA-templated transcription; ethylene-activated signaling pathway
Molecular function (GO): DNA-binding transcription factor activity; DNA binding
Source: RefSeq, a predicted model, not a curated record